Messenger RNA from Pochonia chlamydosporia 170, 759 nucleotides. RefSeq lists its product as hypothetical. The record is from RefSeq and is a predicted model, not a curated record. NCBI's taxonomy places the organism in Eukaryota, Fungi, Ascomycota, Sordariomycetes, Hypocreales, Clavicipitaceae. The transcript has 4 exons. The coding region runs from base 1 to 759 and encodes 252 amino acids.
AUGCAUUCCGCUUCCGCAAUCACUCUGCUGUCCGCUCUAAGCGUACUCGUCAACGCAGCUCCUGCGAUUGACAAACGACAAGGCCCGGCAACCAGAACAAUCACACAAAAGGCCCCAUUCCAGGAACUCGAGAAGCUACCCGUUCUCCCCAACGGCGUUACGGUUGUGGACUUGAAUAUGUCUGAAUAUGCGUCUUUUGGCUAUCCUGAAGACAGUGACCAGUUCAAAUGCCACGGGACAUGCGGUGCCGUCAUUCGUAUCGCCAAUACUCCCGAAAAGUGUACCCAUCCAUACGCUCAACCCUUUGUCAAUUUCUGCUUCGGGCCCUGUCUUACCCUCAAGAACUUUAAGCCAUACGGCCCUGCACAAAAGUUCAAAGACUCUUGCAAUCUUGUUGUAACUCAGCCUCGAUCAAGCACUGUCGUUUCUACCACAAGCACCACUGCCGAAAGCCCUUCCAGCACGAUCAGUACUAACACCGCCUCGCUGACUUCGACCGCCUCUGUUGCAUAUCCUACCGAGUCCCCAGCUUCAAGCGGACACUCUGCGUCCCCUUCUAAAACGUCAUCUCUUCCCACUGGAUCAGCAGCCGUACGCCCAAGCUCGCACCCGUCAGGUGUUGUCUCUGGAACUGCAAGCGCUCCUACUGCAACAGGCACCCCGAUUAGCACUGCGGUUGUCACUGCCGGUGCUGCUAAUGCUUCCUUCAACGUUCUUGCUGCCAUUACCGUCGCUACUCUUGCUAUUAUUAUCUCCUAG